Messenger RNA from Linum tenue, 1002 nucleotides. NCBI's taxonomy places the organism in Eukaryota, Viridiplantae, Streptophyta, Magnoliopsida, Malpighiales, Linaceae. The record is from the annotation of a GenBank genome assembly.
AUGUGUGGCGGUGCUAUCAUCUCCGACCUCGUACCUCCCACCGCUCGCGGUGGCCGUUCCUCCUUCAGGAAGCUCGCCGCCGAUUUCUCCUGGUCCGGGCUCAAGCCCAACUCAGUCAAAAGCAACAAGCCUUAUGCCAAGCCCGCCGUCAUAGAUCUCGACGAUGAUUUCGAGGUCGAUUUCCGCGAAUUCGUGGACGAGGACGACUAUGAUGUGGACGUUGACGUCUUGGCCGAUGUCAAGCCCUUCGCUUUCUCUGCCCCUCCUCCUCCUCCUCCGUUUAAAGGAUAUAGAGCUGUGGAAUUCAGCGGUGAAGCUGAAAGAUCCGCGAAGAUAAAGAGGAAAAGCCCGUACAGGGGAACCAGGCAGCGUCCGUGGGGCAGAUGGGCCGCAGAGAUCCGCGAUCCGAGGAAAGGAGUCCGCGUCUGGCUUGGAACAUUCGGCACUGCCGAAGAGGCUGCCAGAGCUUAUGAUGCCGAGGCUCUCAAAAUCCGCGGCAGGAAAGCUAAGGUCAACUUCCCCGGUGAAGCUGCUGCUGCUGCUGCUGCUACUAAACCUAAGCAGCUCCCCACAAAGAGCAAAUCGGGCCCGGACUAUGCUGAACAAGAGUUGUUCGACUCUAUGAGCUAUGUGGAAGAGAAACCAUCACUGAAUCAUCAAGGGAGCGGCGAUUCCUUUGAUUUCUGUGACUUUGGAUGGGCCCAGCAGGGCGGCCCAAAGGCUGUGUUUCAAGCUGGGCCUGGAUCCAAUGACUCUGCUGGUCAGGUUGCUGCCCAGGAGGAGAACAACAUUGGGAAGUCGUUUAAGUGUGAGGGAGAGGAGGUGUUUGGGUUUGAUGGUGAUAAGUAUCUGCAGAUGCCGUAUAUGGAAGGAGGCUGGGAGGCUUCCCUCGAGAAUCUGCUCAAUGGAGAUACAACAACGACGUCGACGCAGGAUGGUGGGAAGACAAUGGAUCUGUGGAGCUUUGAUGAGCUCUUCGACUUGGCUGGAGGAGUUCAUUGA